GAAAUGCUCAGUCCGGAGGCGACCGGGGUCUGGCUCCUCAUUGGACACGCCUUCUCUUGUCCCGCCUCCGUGGUCAAAGGCCGCCUCUGAUUGGCGCGUGGUCGGGCGCUACGCGGAGUCAGGGACCCUUCGCCUCCCGGAGAAGUCCCUCUGGACGCCUCGGGCUCCCUUCCCUGACGGAAGUGCGGCGCCGGGUUCAAAUUCCGACGCUGCCGGUUGGUGAAUUACUCGAUAACAGUGGAAACAUGUGGCCUCUCCCAUCUUAGCCUUGAUGAAUCUUACCACCACUGAACGUGGGCCGUGACUUUUUUUUGUCUCCAGCAUCCGUCUGUGAGUAUCAUUUCCAAAAAUCUUUAACUUCAACAUCAUAAAGCAGGAACUACAGGAUUGAAAGGGGGAGGAAAAUGACACCAAGAGGAAAAAUCUAAAGCAAAGGCUAGGACGGACUGCAGAGCAAAUAGCUUAGCCUCUUCAGUUAAGCCAGUGUCGUUUAAUGAAAUAAAGGCUGCUUUUGCUGGGCUGCUGGUCCGGAGCCAUGGUACCCUCGCUGUGGAAGGGGCUGGUGGGCGUCGGCCUUUUUGCCCUAGCCCACGCAGCCUUCUCCGCCGCCCAGCAUCGUUCUUACAUGCGAUUAACAGAAAAGGAGGAUGAGUCCCUGCCCAUAGAUAUAGUUCUUCAGAUCCUCCUGGCUUUCGCAGUUACCUGUUACGGCAUAGUUCAUAUCGCAGGGGAGUUUAAAGACAUGGAUGCUACGUCAGAACUAAAAAAUAAGACCUUUGACACAUUACGGAAUCACCCAUCGUUUUACGUCUUCAAUCAUCGUGGUAGAGUACUGUUCCAGCCUUCGGAUGCAACAAAUUCUUCAAACCAAGAUGCGUUGUCUUCUAACACAUCCUUGAAGUUACGAAAACUCGAAUCACUGCAUCGCUGAGAUUUUUACCAAUCAUCACAACAGGACAGGACACGGAGCUGGAAUAUUGGCGUUUGGGGUCUAUAAAACACCUCCCCUCAUCGAUACUUCUCUUGAUCUUUCAGACCUAAUUUUUAAAAGGUUGAUGCCCCUGGUUUUUAUACUGUUAAAUUAUCGAUGCAGUAUGAAAUAGCUGUGAAAUGAGUCUUUGAUCUUUCAUAGAGUUCUUUUUCCCCCAUUUUAAACAAAUAGGCAUCUUUUGUCAAAGUCACUGUUUUGAACACAUUUCUUUGGGG
Molecule: messenger RNA, 1206 nt
Organism: Pipistrellus kuhlii (Kuhl's pipistrelle)
Lineage: Eukaryota; Metazoa; Chordata; Mammalia; Chiroptera; Vespertilionidae
Product: ER membrane protein complex subunit 5
Exons: 3
Coding region: 536-931 (131 amino acids)
Cellular component (GO): plasma membrane; EMC complex; early endosome
Source: RefSeq, a predicted model, not a curated record